This is a messenger RNA of Serpula lacrymans var. lacrymans S7.9, 1680 nucleotides long. RefSeq lists its product as uncharacterized. Gene Ontology annotation, molecular function: zinc ion binding; RNA polymerase II transcription regulatory region sequence-specific DNA binding; DNA-binding transcription factor activity, RNA polymerase II-specific. Gene Ontology annotation, biological process: regulation of DNA-templated transcription; cellular response to starvation. Lineage: Eukaryota; Fungi; Basidiomycota; Agaricomycetes; Boletales; Serpulaceae. The transcript is spliced from 9 exons. Gene Ontology annotation, cellular component: nucleus. The record is from RefSeq and is a predicted model, not a curated record. The coding region runs from base 1 to 1680 and encodes 559 amino acids.
AUGAACUCGGCAACUCUCACUGGUUCCCAUAGUGGGUCCAUAUUAUCAGAACCUCCUACUCUAUCUGGUCUAAACACUAUCUCGCCUGUCUAUGUUAAUCCAGCACAGAUGACACAGAAUGCGCAAGCAGGUCCUUCCUCUUUACACCCACAAGGAAAACGAAAAGUAUCUGCCAACGGGAAGCGAAAGCGCAUUGGCACACCCGACGAAAGCGGUGACUCCUCAUCGCAGCAGCGCAAGAGCAGAGAUGGCCCAAAGAAAAAGAAAGCUAAUCGCGCCUGCGCCCACUGUCAGAAAGCCCAUUUAACGUGCGAUGACUCUCGACCUUGUCAACGGUGUAUCAAACGUGGUAUAGCUAGCAAUUGCACCGAAGGUCACCGUAAAAAGGCCAAGUAUCUCCUGGAUGACGACGAACUAGAGCAAAUGAAGAGGCAUACUUCCUCCGCACCUGAAAACAAUACUGAGUCGGCCUCGGCGCCUCCACCGGCGUCUGAACCUUUUCAACCUACUGAUCCUCUAUUCAAUGUCACCUUCGAUCCCAACUUCACCUUCGGAUCCGAAGCUGCAAACCUGGAAUACUCCAUCCUAUCAGCCAUUCUCGGCAAUCCUAGUCCUCCAGACUCUGCGACAGCACCUUCUCCACCCCAACCGCAAUAUCCCCCAACCAUGACUAAUCCGGCGUGGGCCAGUGAUUCAAUGCAGCCUCCAUAUAGCCAAUCGCAAAUAAAUGGGACUAACGGGUACGGUUCCUCAUAUAGCGACCAGCCUCAGCUGUCAAUUCCGCCCUCAGAGACAACUCUUUCCUCAGCAAGGAUGUCCCCCAAUUUCCUGUCUUCUUUCUCCCCGCCUACUCAGUUUCAACAUCAUCCACAACGUCAGUCGUCGCAGGACCGACUGCAGUAUCCACAGCCAUAUCCCCACCAUCAGCCGCAGCCACCCCCGCUACAUGCUGUGGCGCCACGCUAUCCCCGCGAGAAUUCCAUUCCCGUUCCUGCAACCUCGGCCUUCAUUCGUGCCGCAUCAAAAGAGGCUGGUCCUCACUCUUUGCUCUCACCAUCGCCGUCACACCCAUCUCCCUCGUCGUCGAGUUCGAUACAUCCUGGUAAUGGAGACCAUCUCAGUAUCAAUGAUCGUGUGACCCUGCCAUAUGACUAUACGGAGGGCUAUCAUUUUCUCAUGAAACACCUGCCUACUCGUUUUGAGAAAAACGACAUCUUGCGUAUUGUACGUGCACUGGCAAUAUUCCGACCUUCACUCAUUGCCUUGCAAAUGCCAAUGACGGACGAAGAUGAGGUGUUUGUCGAGAAAUGCUUCCAGAGGUCACUGAUGGAACUAGAGAAGUUGAUAUCUUACAGUGGCACUCCAACUGUGGUCUGGAGGCGGACCGGAGAGAUCUGCCUUGUUGCGCCUGAGUUUUGCAUGCUUACGGAAUGGCCGUUGGAGGAUCUAGUAGGUCGACGAAAAUAUAUAUACGAGCUUUUCGAAAACCAAUCUGUCGUUGAGUAUUGGGAGAGCUUUGCGUCCCAUGCUUUUGAAAAUACGACAAAAUCUGUAUAUUCUCAUUGCGUUUUACUGAAACCAUCAGGUGCUCCUAUUCCUGCGACGUUCUGCUUCUCUAUUCGCAGAGAUAUUUUCGAUCUUCCUAGUAUUGUUAUAGGCCAGUGGCUUCCUUUGUUAUGA